UUAUUUUUGAGCCAAAAUCCCUUAUUGGAAAUGGGUCUGACCUGUGACGGACACAACAGCUGUUAGUGUUUGUAUGGGCGAAAUCUGUCUGUGGACAAAUGAGCGGCUCCUAGCCGAUUUUCAAGUAUAACGGACAUGAUUUUUGACAUCACGGCUAGGUCCCUGUCAUGCCUAUUAUUAUGGUCAUGAUGGUUGUGUGAACGUGCAUAUUAUCAUUAUAAUUAGAAAAUUAUGGAUUUCUUUUUCGAACGCGUGUUCAAUACCAAUACCAUCCUCUGAAAAUGUUUCCAUUUACCAUUGUUUACAGGCUCAACAAUAUGGCAACCGGCAGUGCCAAUGACAUGGCAACGGACGAUAUCAUCACUGUUAAUGUGACAUGUGGCGGACUAAAGAAAUUGGUUACGGCGAAAAAAGCCAACAUUGAAACUGAAAUUCGUAAGAUCAUGGUAGCUGAUCAUGAUGUCAGGGUCCAAUACUAUGACAAGGGUUGGGGGGAUUGGAUCGAUUACUUUUGAUGACAUUGAAGCUAACAUGAAAUUGCAAAUAGUUCAGAAAAUUGAUUUGGUGAUCCCAGUUCAAGGCGAUUCGGCUGAUCUCUCAGGCGGUUUUGAUAUGCUCAACACAAGUAUCGUGGAUUCGGCUGAUCGGACAACAGGCAGUGCAAGUUUCUUAGCUGACACGAGUGUGGAGGAAGAUAAUCGUAGCAUCUUGUCUACAUCUACAGUGGAUUAUUGUAUCCUUACAAAGAACGACACUUCAGGGAAAAAGCCUUGGUCAUCUGACUACCGCGUUCCCAAAGAGCAGUUUUCCAAGAAACUCAGGAAGCACCUCGAAACUGAACAUGAGGCAAGACUGCUAGGGAAGGGACAGAAGUCAGAACUAUUUGGGGUUUUGUAUAACGACCUCAAUUAUAAUUAUGGAAUUCACUAUCCAGGAUCAUCCCAAAAGAAGGAUAUUGCUAGCGCGUUAUACCCUUGCCUGAGGUCAACCCUUCCAGGUUCUAACCCGACGGACACUUAGGCACAUACUUUCGAAACGCACACUACAGAGGGGCUGAUAGUGAUGUCGAAGAAGUUGCAGCGAGGAAGAAGAAGAAGACGAAGACGACUCAAAAGGCCACCACAUCUGCCACUGGUGCCGAGAGUACCACUACAAGUCCAUGGUCAUUGCCCAAUUUCUUACCGAUAUCACUGCCUGGAGAAAGUGAGGCAACCAUUGCCAAGCAUAAGGAAUGGAUGAAGGUAGAGGCGACUAAAAAGAACAUGGAUCAAACGAAGAUGAAGGUGUUGAUGGACCGUACCUUUGCGGAUCGUCGGAGGCUUGUUGUAACUGAAGGUUACUCUGUACAACAGAUAAAAGAGCAAUACCCGUCGCUCUUCACUGCCAAAGAGUUUGCAGACGAGUACUACAGAAUUAGUGACCGAUAUUUAGACGAGUUUGACCUCGCCCUGGUCAAUAAGGGGGGGGGGAUUUUGCAAAUUCCUGCCAAGGGGAAAACGAAGGAGGACCUCCAGCGUCUGACUGAUGACUCUGAAGUAAUCCAAGCGUCACUAAUUAAAUUGGCAUGCUCGCUAAAAGAGGAUGUUUCUUGGCUAUUUGCCAAGGAAGAAAAGGCACCCAAAACUCCCUUCCCACAUAUCAUUGCUGAUGGGGAUAUCCUUGAUUCAAAGGAAUAUCGGCUCGUUGCUGAUGACACAGAGUUCUUGGUGGUCGGUUCGUUGGCUGAAGCGGUGAAGCUAAUGAUGGCUUCCUAUUAUAUUUUCAAUAUUAACUACCCACCACCAAUCAAGUGUACCUUGAUAUUUCUCCAGGGAGUAUUCCUGGGUGUGCUCGACGACCAGAAGCUGCCAAUGAAGCUUCACACGCUCUCGGACAAGAUGGAACGAGUUGCAUAGAA
Messenger RNA from Lineus longissimus, 1897 nucleotides. RefSeq lists its product as uncharacterized. The record is from RefSeq and is a predicted model, not a curated record. NCBI's taxonomy places the organism in Eukaryota, Metazoa, Nemertea, Pilidiophora, Heteronemertea, Lineidae. Bases 1236 to 1895 code for a protein of 219 amino acids. The transcript has 8 exons.